AUGUCUAUAAAUUUAACUGAGUUGAAAAAAAAAGAUGAAAAUUCGCUAGAUUUACAAGAUCAAUUAUCAAAUGAAUCCAUCAUAAAUCAUAGAAAAAGUAAUAAUUCAACACCACAGUCAGUAAUGUCGGACAGUGAUGAUAACAAUAAUAACGAAAUAGCAACAAGAGGAUUUAGUCGUUUUCGAGAAAAUAGUGUUAUUUCGAUGGAAGAUAGUAAUAGUAGCUUACCAACCACUUUACCUCUUAAUAGCCCACCACCUAGUGAUUCAAUCGCAGAAUAUUGCGCUGAGUCUCUUUAUAGUUAUAGUUUUACCCCAUUGUCAAAGGUAAAUAGAGCGGCAAGAAUUAAAAGGCAAAUGUUGAAUCAAGGAUUGGACUAUAUGCAACGUAUUCAAAGUAGACGUAGAUUCUCUCAGCCUGAUAUCGGUAUUUUAGACUAUCAUCGUAAUAGCAAUACUCUACUCAAUGAUACCUGGACUUCUUCUGAUACAUUUCAAAAUGAUAAUAAUAAUAAUAAUAAUACGAAUUUAUCUUCCUUCACAAAUGAGGCGAAUGAGACCUCGUUGAAUUUAAAUACUAUUACUUCUUUUGCUGCACAACAUCCAUAUCAUCACCGUCCAUCCCCAAUUAUGAUUAACAAAGACUUGAAAGACAAUUAUAAAGAGCCUCAGUCUGCAUUACCAUUAAGUAUCAAUAAUAAAAUGACUACUUUAUUGGACAAUGUAUUACCCAUCGAUUCUCCAAGCAGCAACUUUAAUGAAACAGACGAAGAGGAAGGAAAUUUUAAUUUUUCAAGACGACAAACGAUCGGUGUCUCUAAUAAUUUAUCACCUAUUUACGAAAGUCCCAAGUUAUUAGCAAUAGAAAAUACACAGUAUGCAAGGACCUUACAUGCUCCUUCUCGUUACCUACCACAAAAUCAAGCCAUUUUAACAACAGAUGCUGAAGCAACCGUUCUAUUGUUUAACAAUAUGGCUAGUCUCUGUUUUGGUAUUGAUAAAUCCUAUGCAGGUAAAUCCAUUCUCACUGUUCUAGAAGAGCCAUUCAAGAAACAGAUGAGUAAUAUUUUAAGACGCAGACGCCAUUUAUCCUCAAUUGCCAGUCAAUUACCCAUGACAACUAGAGAGAGUCGUUUAGAGAAAGGACUUGUAUUAAUAUGUGGUGUAGUCGUUCCAAUUAAAAAGAUGACAGGAGAGACAUCAGCUGCAUCACUUUGGUUAAAAGAAAAAUUAGCCGAUGAGGGUAAAAGUAUUUAUAUUUGGAUCUUUGAGGAAAUUUAUGAAACUUCAUUAACGGUUCAACUUGAUGAUAAAGGGAAUAUAACUGAAAUGAUAGGCACAACAAAAUCAUUAUUUGGAUAUGAGGCAGAACAAAUUAUUGGAAGACCUAUUUCACAGCUUAUACCAGCAUUAUCAUCAACUACGAAUGGAUCUAACAUAUCAGAUGAUAUUGAUAAACUUAAAUUUUAUGGUGGUCUAUCUGAAAGUGGUAUUUACUUUCCUACUAUGUUGUUAAAUACAAGCUCAUCUUUACGCAAUAUGAUCAAAAUCGUUUCACUUCCUUCUAUUGCUGGACUUAUUACUGUACAUCAUAAUACUGGGAAAAUACAGAGUAUUAAUCCUGUGCCCUCAAAGUAUUUGUUUGGCUAUUCUCCAGAAUCACUUGUUGAGAAAGUCAACAUUAAUCAAAUCAUACCACAAUUUUCAAAUAUCAUAGCUGGAUUACGUCGCUGCAAUCUAUUGCAAUACGCUUGCACAGUAAAUAAUCAUGCCUGUCGUUGGGUUCUUUCUGAUAGGUCUCAUAAUAUGAGUUCUGUUCAUAAUAGAACUUCUUUAAAGGAAUCAUUAAAAUCAUUAGAAAGACAGCCCUCUGUUAAUAAUAACGGACAAACUAUUUUACCCCAAAUCUAUGUAGUUCAUCGAGAUGGAAGCCAAUUUGAGAUUCAACUUCAAUUGAGACUGAUUGAAAGCGAAGAAGAGGAUUUAAUCAGUGUUUGGGUUACAUACGAUCGUAUUUACUCAUUUAAACGAUUUAAACGUGCUGCAAUAAUGUCCUCUAACAAGAUUCAGUUAAACAAACAAAACAGAUCCGAUUCAGAUAUUACAUCCAUCGAUACACUUUCACACUCUCUUCAACAUACCACCACCACCACCACCACCACCACCACAACAACAACAACAACAACAUCAGCAGCAGCAGCAAAUGAUCCUAAUAGAACGACUCAAAAUGAAAAAUCAAUAUCAUCAAAACAAGAAAAGCCAAAAGUAAGACCACCUAUUCGACCUCGUGGUAUUUCCUUAUUUGGAUCAGUGGAUCGAAAUAAAGCAUUAUUUCCUGAAGGAUUGAAUAAUGAAGAAGAAGAAGAAGAAAAGAAACAGUCAAGGAAAGAUGAUGCCCAGUCAUUGGAAGUAGCUGAAAAUAAAAAGCCUCAUCAUCCAUUGGAUGAUUAUAUAAUUAUUGGAACAUUAGGUGAAGGAGCUUAUGGUACAGCAAAGCUUGCAUACCGUAAGGAUGAUAUUAAACAGACAAAAGUGGUCAUCAAGUUUAUUGCAAAGUCUAGAAUUGUUGUUGAUUCUUGGAUUCGAGAUCGAAAACUUGGAUUAAUACCUUUAGAAAUUCAUAUUUUAAAAAAGCUAAAAGAGCAUCCUCAAGUAAAUUGUUGCGCGUUAGAGACAUUCAUGGAAGACGAAGAUAUGUAUUAUGUUGUAACGAAACUUUAUGGAACGAGCAGUAUGGAUUUAUUUGAUUAUAUUGAAUUGAAUGAAAAAAUAGAAGAAAAUGAAAUUCGCAGCAUAUUUCGACAAGUAGCACUAGCAGUAGCCCAUAUUCAGUCGCUUCAUAUCGUUCAUAGAGACAUUAAAGAUGAAAAUAUUUUAUUAGAUGAAACAGGAUGUGCGCAUCUCAUUGAUUUUGGUAGUGCGGCCUACUUCAAAAAGGGUCGUAAGUUUGAUACAUUUGGAGGUACACUAGACUAUUGUGCUCCUGAAAUUCUUAAGGGAAUGCCCUAUGAAGGUCCUGCACAAGAUAUUUGGAGUUUAGGAACGUUAUUGUAUACGUUAAUAUAUAGAGAGACUCCAUUCUAUAAUGUUGAUGAAAUUCUUGAGCAUGAUUUGCGAAUUCCAUUUGUUUUGUCUGAAGGUUCACUGGAUCUAAUAAAAAAGAUGUUAAAUCGAGAUGUUGAAAAGCGUUAUACAAUCCAACAAAUAUUAGAGCACCCUUGGUUAAAGAAAGAUUAA
Messenger RNA from Cokeromyces recurvatus, 3237 nucleotides. RefSeq lists its product as uncharacterized. Bases 1 to 3237 code for a protein of 1078 amino acids. The transcript has 7 exons. Gene Ontology annotation, molecular function: protein serine/threonine kinase activity; ATP binding. The record is from RefSeq and is a predicted model, not a curated record. Gene Ontology annotation, cellular component: cytoplasm; nucleus; cytosol. Lineage: Eukaryota; Fungi; Mucoromycota; Mucoromycetes; Mucorales; Mucoraceae. Gene Ontology annotation, biological process: intracellular signal transduction; protein phosphorylation; negative regulation of glycogen biosynthetic process.